Messenger RNA from Staurois parvus, 329 nucleotides. Lineage: Eukaryota; Metazoa; Chordata; Amphibia; Anura; Ranidae. The record is from the annotation of a GenBank genome assembly.
GGGGGUUAUGUGAAAUGGCCCACACCAAACAGGCUAUGGCGCUAACCUGUAUAUGAGUAGGCAAUCCUGAGCCUUCGCUAUUAAUUUUUCAUCAAGUUGAUUUUCAGUAUCCAAUGUGGGACCAAAAGUGCGGUUUGACCGAGCAUAUUACCAGGGGCGGCCUGACAACUCAUGGGGCCCCCCGGUCAAUAGGGGAUCAUGGGGCCUCUGUGUCCUUGCCCAAACUCAAAAAAGCCUAUGAAAAAGGUACCAGGGGCAUCUCAUGGGGCCCCCUACUGACCCCGAGCCCUCGGGCAGUGCCUGAGUUUCCAAAUGGUCAGUCCGCCCCU